AUGGCCCUCCGCUUACCCAUUCGGCUGGUCAGGUCAACAGCCCCUCCUGUUGCCCUGUCUUUCCCUCGCCCUAUACCCGUACCGCCCGUAACGGGCUCGACCAUAUGGCACUGUCAAGCCCGUCAGAGCUCCCAUUCUCCAAUGGGCGUGGCUAUUGAUCGCAAGAAAGUUACUAUCAAAUCUUUGCGGGCGCUGUACAAAAAGAAGGAACCUAUCACUAUGUUAACGGCGCAUGACUUCCCAAGCGGACAUGUCGCAGAAGCAGCCGGCAUGGAUAUGGUCCUUGUAGGCGACAGCCUAGCCAUGGUUGCCCUGGGAAUGGAUGACACGAGUGAGGUGUGCUUGGACGAGAUGAUACUUCAUUGCCGGAGUGUAUCUCGUGCUGUUGGAGCGGCCUUCACGGUUGGUGACCUACCCAUGGGUUCAUAUGAGAUUUCUCCAGCGCAGGGCGUUGCUUCCGCUAUUCGUCUCAUUAAAGAAGGGCGAGUUCAAAGCGUCAAACUAGAAGGGGGCGCGGAGAUGGCGACAACUAUCAAGGCGAUCACACAGGCCGGGAUACCAGUUGUGGCCCACGUUGGUCUAACACCUCAACGAGAGAACGCGCUUGGAGGUUUUCGUGUCCAGGGUAAAUCGACUGCCGGUGCCGUGAGAAUCUUAAACGAUGCUCUUGCAGUUCAAGAGGCUGGUGCGUUUAUGGUUGUGCUUGAAGCCGUCCCUUCAGAGAUUGCACGCAUCAUCACCGAUAAGUUGAAAAUACCAACCAUUGGAAUUGGGGCCGGUACUGGCUGUUCGGGACAAGUGCUGGUCCAAGUUGAUAUGACUGGGAACUUUCCGCGUGGCCGGUAUCUCCCGAAAUUUGUGAAGAAGUAUGGUGAUGUAUGGGGUGAAAGCUUGAGGGCGAUUGAGAAAUAUAGAGACGAGGUCAAGAACGGUGAAUAUCCUUCCCUGGAAUACACAUACCCCAUCUCGAAAGAGGACCUAGAGGAAUUUGAGAAAUUGGCGAAUAAAGCUUAG
Histoplasma mississippiense is the source of this 1014-nucleotide messenger RNA. RefSeq names its product 3-methyl-2-oxobutanoate hydroxymethyltransferase. Gene Ontology annotation, cellular component: mitochondrion. The record is from RefSeq and is a predicted model, not a curated record. The transcript has 2 exons. Gene Ontology annotation, molecular function: magnesium ion binding; 3-methyl-2-oxobutanoate hydroxymethyltransferase activity. Bases 1 to 1014 code for a protein of 337 amino acids. Gene Ontology annotation, biological process: pantothenate biosynthetic process. NCBI's taxonomy places the organism in Eukaryota, Fungi, Ascomycota, Eurotiomycetes, Onygenales, Ajellomycetaceae.